Prunus mume (Japanese apricot) is the source of this 5493-nucleotide messenger RNA. It is a transcript of the gene SUVR5, whose product is annotated as histone-lysine N-methyltransferase SUVR5. Gene Ontology annotation, cellular component: nucleus. Lineage: Eukaryota; Viridiplantae; Streptophyta; Magnoliopsida; Rosales; Rosaceae. The record is from RefSeq and is a predicted model, not a curated record. Gene Ontology annotation, molecular function: protein binding; zinc ion binding; histone methyltransferase activity.
GGGAAGCCCCAAAACCAAAACUUCCCCCAAACCCACAACCCAGUAGUCUCAGUCGGUCUUCUUUUCCAACCAUAAUCAAAAGAAAACCAGACCACUUCUUUGUAAUUGUACCCCACACCACACGUCUUUGUUUCUCUAAUCUCCUUUUCAUCUCUCCAUAAUUCCCUACCAUUAAACUACCCAUCUAUCUAUCUUUUGUAUUUUCUUUCUUUUUUUCGGUUUUUUAGGCCACGGGGACCUGCACAUCUAUUAUCACUAUAGCCAAGAUUUGCCAGAUUGAGAGAGAUAGAUAGGUUGUAGCUACCAAAAUACCCAAACCCAUUAUUAAAAAAAAGGGCACAACACCAAAAGGUUCCCACUUGAAAACCCAUCACACACAUAACCCACAAAUUUUUUUCACCCAAUCUCACAACCCAAUUGGGAAAAAGGUGAUCUUCGGGCAAAACUCCCCCUUCUUUAAAGAGAGGUGGGUGGGCAAAUAAUCAGUGAUAACAUAUGCAUCAGAUGGCACCACUAUUUUUAGUGUAAGAUCAUGGAAGUGCUCCCUUGCUCCAGCGUUCAGUGUGUUGGACAAUCUGAUUGCCCUCAACAUAGUUCAGCAACCACUUCUGUCUAUGAUGGAGAAUCCAACUGCCUUGAACAUGAGAAGCAAGUGCAUGUGCCAGAUGGCAGAGUAGAUGACUUAUUACCAAAUGUGGAAGGGCCUCAACUAGUAAGACAAGGUCAAGUUCAAGAGGCAGUUGAUGAAUUGCAUACUUCAGAAGGAUGUCAAAAUGGAGCUUCAUGUCUUGAUAGUCAAGCGGAGGGCCAAAAGUCAUCCAGUAUAUCACAUGAUUUUGACGAUGAUGACGUCAAUGAACAGAAUUACUGCACAGAACCUUGCCUAACGUCUGACAAUGGUCAUCUGAUUGUAGAUAGCAGGGAAAGUGAAUUGCCAAACAACAGAAGGGAAGGAGAGUCGUAUCUUUCAGAAUCUACAUGGCUAGAAAGUGAUGAAUCUGUGGCAUUGUGGGUCAAGUGGAGAGGGAAGUGGCAGACAGGAAUUCGAUGUGCGCGAGCUGACUGCCCCUUAUCAACUUUGAGAGCAAAACCAACUCAUGACAGGAAAAAAUAUUUUGUGAUAUUUUUUCCGCACACAAGGAAUUAUUCUUGGGCAGACACGCUACUUGUUCGUCCGAUCAAUGAAUUUCCACAUCCUAUUGCAUAUAAAACACAUAAAGUUGGACUAAAAUUGGUAAAAGAUUUGACUGUAGCACGUCGGUUUAUUAUGCAAAAGUUAGCUGUUGGAAUGCUGAAUGUUGUUGACCAAUUUCAUACUGAGGCUUUGAUAGAGACUGCUCGUGAUGUGGCCGUCUGGAAGGAGUUUGCAAUGGAGGCUUCUCGCUGUAAUGGCUAUUCUGAUCUUGGAAAUAUGCUUCGGAAGCUGCAAAGUAUGAUAUCACAGAGCUACAUAAAUUCUGACUGGCAAGAAAAGUCAUAUCACCUUUGGGUGCAACAGUGUCAGAAUGCGUCUAGCGCUGCAACUGUUGAAGUACUGAAGGAGGAAUUGGUUGAGUCUAUUCUCUGGAAUGAAGUUCAGUCUCUCCAGAAUGCACCAUUGCAGCCUACAUUGGGUUCUGAGUGGAAAACUUGGAAGCAUGAAGUUAUGAAAUGGUUUUCAACCUCUCAUCCCAUAUCCAAUGGUGUAGACUUUCAACAGCAGAGUAGUGACGGUCCCUUGGCCACAAGUCUCCAAACUGGCAGGAAAAGGCCCAAGCUUGAAGUUCGUCGUGCAGAGGCACAUGCUUCCCAGGUGGAAUCCAGGGGUUCAGAUGAGGCUAUAGCUAUUGAAAUUGAUUCUGAAUUCUUUAAUAAUCGAGACACUGCAAAUGCUUCUACAUUAGCAUCAGAGCCCUACAAAGAAGAAGAUAUGAAAGAUAUAGCUGCACAGACAGACACACCUAGUGAUGUUGCUCAUAAAUGGGAUGAAGUCGUACUUGAAGCUGGAAAUUCUGAGUUCAACCGAACCAAAGAUGUGGAAUUUACACCAGUCAAUGAAGUAGCUGCUGUAAAAUCUUCUGAUCCUGGAAGUAAAAAUCGACAGUGCAUUGCUUAUAUUGAAUCCAAGGGAAGGCAAUGCGUGAGGUGGGCAAAUGAUGGUGAUGUUUACUGUUGUGUGCAUUUGUCCUCUCGUUUCAUGGGCAACUCUACGAAAGCAGAAGGGUCUCACUCUAGUGAUACACCAAUGUGUGAAGGAACAACUGUCCUUGGAACUAGAUGUAAGCAUCGAUCUUUAUAUGGCUCCUCAUUUUGUAAGAAGCAUAGACCAAAAGAUGAUAUGAAAACCAUCUUAAGUUUUCCAGAGAAUACACUUAAGAGAAAGUAUGAGGAAACCAUUCCAAGUUUAGAGACCAUAAACUGCAGAGAGAUAGUAUUGGUCGGAGAUGUUGAGAGUCCUCUACAAGUGGAUCCUGUCUCAGUCAUGGCUGGUGAUGCCUCCUAUGAAAGAAAGAGCUUAUUUGAAAAGUCUGAGUCUCCUGCCAAAGCUUGUAAUAGCUCAGGAGAGCUGCGUUGCAUAGGCUCUUGUUUGCAUGAUAACAGCAACCCUUGUCUGGAAAGUCCAAAGAGGCAUUCAUUAUAUUGUGAAAAGCACCUCCCAAGUUGGCUCAAACGUGCAAGAAAUGGUAAGAGUAGGAUAAUAUCAAAAGAAGUGUUUAUAGAUCUUUUGAAGGAUUGUCACUCACAGGAGCAAAAGUUUCAGUUGCAUCAAGCAUGUGAGCUCUUUUACAAGCUUUUUAAAAGUAUACUGUCUUUAAGAAAUCCUGUUCCUAAGGAUGUUCAAUUUCAGUGGGCCCUAUCUGAAGCUUCUAAAAAUUUUGGUGUUGGGGAAAUAUUCACAAAGUUGGUUUGCAGUGAGAAGGAGAGACUCAGAAGAAUUUGGGGAUUCAAUACUGAUGAAGAUACAGGUGCUUUGUCCUCUGUCAUGGAAGAACAAGUUCUGUUGCCAUGGGCUGUGGAUGACAACCAUGACAGUGAAAAAGCCAUUAAGUGCAAAGUUUGUUCUCAAGAGUAUGUGGACGACCAAGCACUUGGAACUCACUGGAUGGACAAUCAUAAAAAGGAAGCACAAUGGCUGUUUAGAGGUUAUGCAUGUGCCAUCUGCCUGGAUUCUUUUACUAAUAAGAAAGUAUUGGAAGCUCAUGUUCAGGAGAGACACCGCGUACAAUUUGUUGAACAAUGCAUGCUUCUCCAGUGUAUUCCUUGUAGAAGCCAUUUUGGGAACACAGAGCAGUUAUGGUUGCAUGUGCUUGCGGUUCAUACUGAUGAUUUCAGGCUCUCUGAAGCUUCUCAACCUAUUCUGUCUGCUGGUGAUGAUUCUCCAAGGAAGCUUGAGUUGUGCAAUUCAGCUUCUGUGGAGAAUAACUCUGAGAAUUUAAGUGGUUCCCGAAAGUUUGUUUGCAGGUUUUGUGGGUUGAAGUUUGAUUUACUUCCCGAUCUUGGUCGUCAUCAUCAAGCUGCUCACAUGGGGCCAAGUUUAGUCAGUUCUCGGCCUUCAAAGAGGGGGAUACGGUAUUAUGCUUAUAGGUUAAAAUCUGGGAGACUUAGCCGUCCUAGAUUAAAAAAAAGUUUGGCAGCAGCAUCAUAUAGGAUCAGGAAUAGAGCAAAUGCUACUAUGAAGAAGCGAAUUCAAGCUUCGAAGGCACUUGGUGCAGGAGGAAUAAAUAUACAGCGUCAUGCAACUGAGGGAGCAAGUCUUUGUAGAUUAGCGGAAUCACAUUGUUCAGCAGUAGCCAGAAUUUUGUUUUCUGAGAUGCAGAAAACAAAACGCAGGCCCAGCAACCUAGACAUUUUAUCUGUUGCUCGCUCUGCUUGCUGCAAGAUCAGUCUUAAGGCCUUUCUGGAGGGAAAAUAUGGAGUAUUGCCAGAACAUUUGUAUCUGAAGGCAGCCAAGCUUUGCAGUGAGCAUAAUAUUCAGGUAGGUUGGCAUCAAGAUGGCUUUAUUUGCCCUAAAGGAUGCAAUGCUUUCAAGGAAUGCUUGCUGUCUCCCUUGAUGCCUCUUCCAAUUGGUAUUGUUGGGCACAAAUUUCCACCUUCAUCAGAUCCUCUUGACGAUAAGUGGGAGAUGGAUGAAAGCCACUAUAUUAUUGAUGCCCAUCACUUGAGCCAAAUUUCCUUCCAGAAGGCUCUUGUCUUGUGUAAUGAUGUAAGCUUUGGACAGGAAUUGGUUCCGGUGGUCUGUGUAGCAGAUGAAGGUCACUUGGAUUCUUAUAAUGCUCUUGCACAUAGUUCUAAUGACCAAAAUGCUGGGCAUUCCAUGCCUUGGGAGAGCUUUACCUAUAUCAUGAAGCCAUUGGUUCAUCAAUCCCUUGGACUUGAUACAGAGAGUGUGCAAUUGGGGUGUGUAUGCCCACAUUCAACAUGCUGUCCAGAAACGUGUGAUCAUGUGUACCUUUUUGAUAAUGACUAUGAUGAUGCAAAAGACAUCUUUGGGAAACCCAUGCGUGGCAGGUUCCCAUAUGAUGGGAAAGGUCGAAUUAUCUUGGAGGAAGGGUACCUCGUUUAUGAAUGCAAUCAGAUGUGCAGCUGUAAUAGAACCUGUCCUAAUAGGGUUUUGCAGAAUGGAGUAAGAGUGAAAUUGGAAGUCUUCAAAACAGAGAAAAAGGGGUGGGCAGUCAGGGCAGGUGAAGCAAUCCUGCGUGGCACAUUUGUUUGUGAGUACAUUGGUGAAGUUCUGGAUGAGCAUGAGGCAAAUGAUAGGCGCAACAGGUAUGGAAAAGACGGUUGCGGCUAUUUAUAUGAAGUUGAUGCUCAUAUUAAUGAUAUGAGCAGAUUGGUAGAAGGACAAGUCAAUUAUGUAAUUGACUCCACUAACUACGGAAAUGUUUCAAGAUUCAUCAAUCAUAGCUGCUCGCCUAAUCUUGUUAAUCACCAAGUUCUUGUGGAAAGCAUGGAUAGUCAGCGUGCACAUAUUGGUCUCUAUGCAAAUCGAGAUAUAGCUUUGGGGGAAGAACUAACAUAUGACUAUCGGUAUAAACUGCUUCCUGGAGAAGGAUAUCCAUGCCAUUGUGGAGCUUCCACAUGCCGGGGCCGGCUUUAUUAAACCUUGAAUGAACACUGUACUCUUGCUCGCACUUCAAUAAUGGGAAGGCAGAUUGUCAAGUGAAAAUAAUCUCUGCAUUGGUCAAUGGUGAGUUCUCGGUAAGAUCCAACUGUUUGAUUACAUAAUGAGGAUCUUGGAUCUUGCUGGAAAGCCAAGUCAUGAAGUGGCACAAGGGUUUGUUCAGCUCUGAAUCCGCUGCAAGACUGUAUGUUUUGUUCCUCAGGUAGAUUGUACCUAUGCCUUUUUAGUGUUUUUCGAAGAAUCGAGGAUGACAAGUUUCAAAUUUGUUGAUCCUGUAGCCGCUCGGGAUUAGCAAACUGUAGAUGGUUUUUUUGCUGGUAGUAGUUCUUAGGCCGUGUAGUGUGAUGGAAUGCUUAAAUAGCCAAUCUUAUAUGUCUUCUUAUUUUUUGGAA